AUCUUUCCCCCGCUUCCAAGAACAACUUCAGCUCCAUCCUCCUGAAGCUCAGCUAAGCCACCCAGCUUCCAAGAACAACUUCAGUGCCGUCCUCUCCUUUUUCCCCUCCUCUCCUUUUCCCCCUCAUCUCCCAACUCCGCAUUCAUCUCCAGAUUCAAAAUGGCAAACGUCUACUUUGACAUAGCAAUCAAUAACGAGCCCAAGGGCCGUAUCGUAUUUCAGCUCUUCGACGACGUCGUCCCCAGAACCGCGAAGAACUUCCGCGAGCUCGCUACGGGCGAGCAUGGCUUUGGGUACGCGGGGUCUGCCUUCCACCGCAUUAUUCCCGAUUUCAUGCUUCAGGGCGGCGACUUUACCAAGGGCAAUGGAACCGGCGGUAAAUCCAUAUACGGCGACAAAUUCCCCGACGAAAACUUCAGGUUGAAGCACACCAAGCCUGGACUUCUAUCCAUGGCUAAUGCCGGGAAGAACACGAAUGGUUCUCAAUUCUUCAUCACGACUGUCGUCACCUCCUGGCUUGAUGGUAAGCACGUGGUUUUUGGCGAGGUAGUCGAAGGAUUCGAGCUUGUUAAGACGAUUGAGAAGAUGGGUACUUCAUCUGGGAAGCCUAAAAAACAAGUGGUUAUUGCGAGCUGUGGAACUGUCUAGCGCACUCAAGCUUGUCAUGAAGGGAGGGCUGUCUUGUGACGGUGGAAGGCUUUCUCACAGUCUAGGAGCGCAAAAUGCCAAUGUCAAAUUGAUUCGUCUUCCGGCGUAAUUACCAUAUACGGCAGCGGGCCUCGUCCUGAAUCUGAGUGAUGGGUGCGCUUGAAAUGCGCUGAUUCCUCUUCGUGGUAUGUAUGGCUUCGACAUUUAUUGAACCAUUCACACCGCAGUACUGUUGGCAGCAGUCUAGCAGUCGGAAACCUUGACGGAUGCACUCAACCGAGUGAAAGAACUAUAGCUCUAUCUGGAGUCAAUACCGACAGGUUAUCUUUAAAAACGGCUGAUUCUUAUCAUCCAUACGCUGG
Molecule: messenger RNA, 1010 nt
Organism: Aspergillus calidoustus
Lineage: Eukaryota; Fungi; Ascomycota; Eurotiomycetes; Eurotiales; Aspergillaceae
Source: the annotation of a GenBank genome assembly